This is a messenger RNA of Thlaspi arvense, 303 nucleotides long. The record is from the annotation of a GenBank genome assembly. Lineage: Eukaryota; Viridiplantae; Streptophyta; Magnoliopsida; Brassicales; Brassicaceae.
AUGGAUGAAAAGCUAAAGUCUUUAGGCUACAGCAUUUGGAGAGAAGAAUCAGAGUGUUUAUGUUGGCUAGACUCCAAGGGGGUAGAGUUUGUGGUAUAUGUAAAUUUUGGGAGCUCAACCGGCAUGACAGAAGAAGAACUUAUAGAGUUCGUGUGGGGACUUGCUGAUAGUUGCCAUUACUUCCUUUGGAUAAUUAGACCUAAUUUGAUCAUGGGUGACUCUGCUAUCUUGCCACCUGAAUUUACUGUGGAAAUUAAGGACAGAGGUCUAAUCGGAGCUGGUGUCCGCUGGAGGAAGUCCUAA